AUGGCCACAUCCAACAGCACGCAGCAAUUGUCGCUGACACUCACCUCACCAACGCUGCCGCCGUCAUCAUCAGACUCACCGUCACCCUCCGACUCCACCCCGUCAGCCCUGGAUUCCUCAUCCUCGCCCUCACAAGACACGGACACGGCCACGGCCACCUCGCCGUCGUCUCCCGCCGCCACCAUGUCUACUCCCGCAAACACGUCGACCCCGGUGAUUCCGCCUUCGAGCGAUCCCGUCACCAGCCCUUCCAAUUCGCCUUCGCAGCCCUCCACUCCUACUGCUGAGCCUACGCCAACUACUACACCACCCACAACGCCAACAACGCCUACUCCCACUCCCACCCCAACUGAGCCAUCUACGCAGCCGACUCCCACAACGCCAACCAGCACGCCCGUUGAGCCGUCGAGCACACCGGCACCGACUACGCCCACGACGACCACUCCGACGUCAGUGAGCACCCUCACAACACAGAUCACCACCGAUGGCAGCACGGUUACCGUCGUCGAAACAAAGACGGCGACCCCGACACCAGAUCCGUCGUUGCCAUCCACGAGCUCCACUCCGGCUCCGGGGCUUACUCAACCAAACGGAGGCGCUGGUGGCAGCGGGCUGGAUCAGAAGGGUGUGAUUGCUGUGGCUGUCGUAGUCCCAGUCGUCGGAGUCGCCCUCAUCGUAGUUGCGGCCUUGUUCUUCUGGAGACGACGACGUCAGCGUCGUGAUGCGGAGGAGGAGAGAAGGAAGGAGGUCGAAGACUACAGCUACAACCCCAACAAUGACCCCACGCUCCCAGAUGUCGGCAGCUCUGCCGGUGCAUACGAGCUCAAGGACGACACUACAUCCGGCUAUCGCGGCUGGGGCUCGACCACUGUGGGUUCGACAGGACGUAAAGCCUCGACCACCAUGUCUGGCGGCGUCGGCGGGGUCGCUUACUCUGAUGUUUCACACUCAAGGCGUGAUCCCUCGGAAGGCUACUCAGAGGGUCCACUCAUGGGCGAUGGCUCACGAUCACCUGAAGGAGAGAUCCUUGGCGCCAUGGGCCCUUCUGCUGCCGAGAACCGAAGCAAUGUCCACCGUGGACCCUCCAACGCAUCGUCUUCUUACAGUGCUGCUGGACGCUCCGAUGCGUCAGGCGACAAUGCCCCUGGUGUAGCAUAUGGCAACUACUACGACGGUUACGGGAACCCCUAUGGCAACAACGCGUCGGGCCAGCAGGGCCCCGUCGAGGUUCCUGGCCAGCCUGUCAUUCGCGACAACCCGGCUCGCCGCAAUACUCGCAUUGAGAAUCCCUCCCAUUUCCCGCAACAAAGCGCUGGCAUCUCACAAAACUUCUAA
This is a messenger RNA of Microdochium trichocladiopsis, 1335 nucleotides long. RefSeq lists its product as uncharacterized. Lineage: Eukaryota; Fungi; Ascomycota; Sordariomycetes; Xylariales; Microdochiaceae. The coding region runs from base 1 to 1335 and encodes 444 amino acids. The record is from RefSeq and is a predicted model, not a curated record. The transcript has a single exon.